Messenger RNA from Ceratitis capitata (Mediterranean fruit fly), 4356 nucleotides. RefSeq names its product mannosyl-oligosaccharide alpha-1,2-mannosidase IA. Gene Ontology annotation, molecular function: mannosyl-oligosaccharide 1,2-alpha-mannosidase activity; calcium ion binding. The transcript has 6 exons. The coding region runs from base 1331 to 3319 and encodes 662 amino acids. NCBI's taxonomy places the organism in Eukaryota, Metazoa, Arthropoda, Insecta, Diptera, Tephritidae. The record is from RefSeq and is a predicted model, not a curated record. Gene Ontology annotation, biological process: N-glycan processing; carbohydrate metabolic process. Gene Ontology annotation, cellular component: endoplasmic reticulum; Golgi membrane.
UAGGUGUAAACGAUAAACAAAAUCAAGAAGGAAGCAAAUAAUCUUACAGAAAUAAAGAAUUCACUGACAUUUUCGCAGCAUCUUAAAAUUCGAUUUGGAAAGUUUAAUUUUGUAUUAUUCUUAAGGCAUUGACCAAAGAAAUUUUAUAUCUGCGAUAAUUACAUGCUUUUUGAACGGAAAUUGUAAAAGCAUAAAUGAAUUUUGAUUCAUAUUCUUAAAAGCUUUAAAUUUGUUGGAUUGAAUGUGCAGGGAUUCCUAGAAUAACUCCAAAUAUAACCAAGGAUUUCAUUGGAAUGUAUAAAUGAGGAUUAAGUGCACCAGAUUCUAAUUUGUUUUGUGUAAGUACAUACUUUUCUGCAAGAAUAAAUAACAUUAAUAACAUAAAAACAAAACAAGCGUCACCGCCAAUACUGCCUGUCCACUAUCAACAACAACCGAAAGAGUUAAUGUAAUUACAAUAGCACGCUUAUAAUACAAAAUGAAAACAAAAAGCAGCGACUAAUUUAUAAUACAAAUGACUGUAAAUAUCUAAAAAAAAUUGGAUAAUUUUGUGUUACUACUUGUAAUUUGCGCUCCCAGCCCAGCUUAGUGCAGUCAUCAUACUUUUUGCUCUCUGUUAACUAAAACUCGUCCCCUAUGUGCCAACUUUGGCCAAAUAGUGGCGCUUGGUAUUCUCUGACAUUUGGAGCUGUCAUACUGACAAAGUUAUUAUAUACAGACAGUCGUGCGCGGUAGGUGAUUGCUUGUGCAUUUGUGGAUACGCUUCUCGCCAACAUAAUUUUCACUAUUGUUUCUUGUGCUGUUUAUUAAAUGUGUUGUGUGUUUUAAAAGUAAUUUUUUAAAAUAAGAGAAAGUAAAUAUAAUUUAUAUAUAGCACGAUAUCAGUACAAAAGAAAAGCAUUUGCGAAUAAUAGCAAACCAAGGUAAAACACGUAAGUGCUACUCGUGGCUUAGUGAGCGAAAAAAUGAUGUUUUAGUGGGAGUCAACUUGGCUGUUUGACAAAGCAAGAAUACAAAGUGAAAGUGUUUGUUUAAGCGUAUGCAAAAAGUUAAAAAAAUUAACGAAAACGAAAAGCUUUUGCGUUACAAAAAAACUAAUUGUUUAGUUUAUUGAAAUCCCACCGUCCAGUGAACAUUUGGUCUUCCUUCCUACCCGCUUUUGUUGUGAUCAACUGUGAAUUGUGCAAUAAAAAUUGUACUAUAACCUAUAUCACCCCUUUUAAACAGUACUUAAUUUUUAGCCACAAUUAGAAUCAAAAAUCUACAAUAAAAAAAUUAAAAAUAAAAACAAACUAACGUCCUUUAAUUAAUAUAACACAAGCUUAACAAAAUGUAUCGCAUUGGGCCAAUUAGUCGGAAAUCGAAUUUUCACUUACGUGAAAAAUUCCUUAUCGUCUUGGUUUUGUUGACUCUAUGCCUGCUAUGCUUUGGUGGCAUAUUUCUGCUACCGGAUAACUUAGGCGGUGACCGUGUAUUGCGUGUUUACAAGCAUUUCCAAAAAGCCGGUCCCGAAAUGUUCAUACCAGCACCACCACUCGCCGCUCAUGCACCAAAGGACGCCGAUCCACACUUUAUCGGCGACCGUCAAAAGUUACAGGCGAAAAUCAAAGAAGAAUUGGGUGAAAUAUUAGACAAACCAAUGUUGCAACAACGCCAACCCGAUGCUGGUUAUGAUGGUGAGGAAAUGGGCGUAGGCGAUGAUGGCCAGCAACAGCAACAAGGUGUGGCGCCACCGCUAAAUGGUGAAGGACCACCACCAGAAAUAGUAGGCACAGCCGGUAAAGGACAACACGCCAACAACGAAGACGCUGCAGCACGUAUGGAAAAUAAUAAUUUACCCGUGGGAAAAAUUGCCGGUUUACAAAUUAAUCCAAAUGCAAAUGCCGAUCCUGAUCCCAAAGUAGAGGAGAAGCGUCAGAAAGUUAAAGAGAUGAUGCAACACGCUUGGGAUAAUUACAAACUCUAUGCUUGGGGUAAAAACGAAUUACGACCGCUUAGCCAGCGGCCACAUUCCGGCAGCAUAUUCGGUACUUACGAUUUGGGUGCGACCAUAAUCGAUGGCCUCGACACACUCUACUUAAUGGGUUUGGAGAAGGAAUAUCAAGAAGGUCGCGAUUGGAUUGAACGUAAAUUUUCACUAGACAAUGUGAGCGCCGAUUUGUCAGUCUUCGAAACAAACAUACGUUUUGUUGGUGGCAUGCUAACAUUGUACGCUUUCACUGGUGAUAAUCUAUACAAAGAGAAAGCCCAGCAUGUGGCCGACAAGCUGUUGCCCGCCUUCCAGACGCCCACUGGUAUACCAUAUGCUUUGGUAAAUACACGAACCGGAGCGAGUAGAAAUUACGGUUGGGCUUCAGGUGGCAGUUCGAUUUUAUCCGAAGCUGGCACUUUACAUUGUGAAUUUGUAUAUUUAAGUGAUAUCACCGGCAAUCCGCUGUAUAGAGAACGUGUACAAACUAUACGACAAGUUUUGAAGGAGAUCGAAAAGCCAAAGGGUCUUUAUCCGAAUUUUAUUAACCCCAAAACGGGCAAGUGGGGACAAAUGCACAUGUCGCUCGGCGCAUUGGGCGACAGUUACUAUGAGUACCUGCUAAAGGCUUGGCUACAGUCAGGUCAAGUGGAUGAAGAGGCUCGUGAGAUGUUCGACGAAGCGAUGGUGGCGAUUAAUGAGCACAUGAUUCGCACAAGUCCGGGUGGUUUGACAUAUGUCUCAGAUUUGAAGUUUGAUCAUUUGGAACAUAAAAUGGAUCACCUGGCUUGCUUUGCGGGUGGUCUCUUUGCCUUAGCUGCCAAUACGCGACAAAAUCAGCAUGCCAAUAAAUUUAUGGAACUCGGCAAGGGUCUAACAAAUACCUGCCACGAGAGCUACACACGAACGCCGACAAAAUUGGGGCCUGAAGCUUUUCGCUUCAGUGAUGCCGCCGAAGCGCGUGCCUUGAAAUCACAAGAGAAAUACUAUAUACUACGACCGGAGACAAUGGAGAGUUACUUUGUACUCUGGCGUUUGACGCACGAUCAAAAAUAUCGCGAUUGGGGUUGGGAGGCUGUACAAGCAUUGGAGACAUACUGCCGUACAAAUCAUGGCUAUAGUGGUAUUAAGAAUGUGUAUCAGGAGUCACCGCAAAAGGAUGAUGUGCAGCAGAGUUUCUUCUUGGCGGAGACAUUAAAGUACUUGUAUUUGCUCUUCUCCGAUGACACAUUACUACCACUGGACGAAUGGAUAUUUAACACGGAGGCGCAUCCCUUGCCCAUACGCGGCGCGAAUGCCUUCUACCGCGCAGCGCCACCCGCCCAAACGCAAGCAGAUGAGAAUCGUUAGAUUAGAAAGCAGAAACUAAAACGAGAAAUAGUUUUAUUAAAUGCUAAAAAAUAGUUUCAUUGACGUUGCGUUGGGUUAACUCUUUCGCUAGCGUUAGCUUCAAUCCAAAUGCAAAUAUUCGUAAUUAGUGUUGAAAAAUUUGUUUUUAUAAUUUUUAACGUUUAGUUAUUUUUUAUUUACAAUUAGCUUAAAUAUUUAUUUAAUAACUCACAAACUCAACAGACGAUCCAGAAAAUGGUAUAAUUUUUUUUCCUCACUAAUAUUUUUUCACUUUUUAUGUUUUCUUUUUUUCAAUUAUUUUGUGCGUUUUGAAAUAGGGAGAUAAGCAGUUGUAAUGCGCUCUAUGUAUCUCUGUACAUAACUGUAUAUUGUUUGUUUAUAAAAAAAAAAAUAGCAUUUGCUUAAUUAUCUCUCAGUAAUUUAAGUAUAUAUUGUAUAAGUUACAUACAUAUUUGUAAUAGGUUUCAUUAUAGUGCUUUGAAGCUACAUACAUUAACUAAAAUAGCUUCUUACAUGAAUCGAAUUUUUUUAAAUAUACCUAGAAAUUUCUCUUUCUUUUACAUCUUUGACGCUUUUUAUGAAACAAAAUAGUAUGGAUUUUUAGCAGCUAAAUAUUUUCAUUAACACUUCCCAAACCACCUUUUUUCUUGCGCUAUAUAUAUAUAGAAAAUGUCUUUACAUACAUGCACAUACGUUUAUACAUAAAUUUUGAAAUGCCACUAUAGAAACUAUUGUAUGACAAUUCAAUGUGUUUGCAUUUUAACUGUUCUUCUUAAUUAUAAAUAGUAUAAAAAUGACAUUGCGGCUGUAAAUGCAGUUUGCGUAAAUUUUUCAAAUAUAAUAUAAAGCAGUAAAAUAUGAAAAAUAUUUUUUUUGCGUAAAGAGAACAUACUAAGAUUUAGUGAAAAAAUUUAAUUUUUUUUUAGUAUGAUAUUCAAGCCCCUCUGUUGAUAAAAAGCCUACAAACAUGAAAUUUUUUAUGCUCGAAAACUGUUUUUUAUAUUGAAAUAUUUUUUUUCUUAUCUUUUAAUUUCAUA